GCCACUAGGGGACGCUUAAAGGCAGGAGUUGAACAUCGGCUGUUAAGGAAAAAGGAAGAAGAAGAAGAGUUUCCUGCACCUAAACACUAGCCACGUUAUUGUGUUGCCUGAUCGAAAUAGAUUUAUAUUUGAUUUGUCCAGGAAUACGUUUAAAAAAUGAUCAUUACUGUUAAGCCGCUUCAGGGGAAAGAAUGCAGCGUACACGUGAAAGAAGAUGAGAAGGUUUCCACGGUGAAAGAACUUGUCUCUGAACGUCUCAACAUAGCGGCCAAUCAGCAGCGCUUGCUUUAUAAAGGCAAAGCGCUGGCUGACGAACACCGACUAAGCGACUACUCCAUCGGGCCAGAAGCCAAAUUAAAUCUAGUGGUCCGUCCGGCGGGAGAGAGGACGGGGUCUUCAGGGACGACGGCCAACAGCAGCACAACACGUGGAGGAGUGUGGCAGAGCGUGUCCACCAUCCUUGCUAAACACUUCAGUCCUGCAGAUGCUGCAAAAGUCCAUGAACAGUUGAUUAAGGACUACGAGCGCUCACUGCGACAGCUAAGUUUAGACGACAUCGAGCGUUUGGCCGGGAGGCUGCUUUACCCCGAAGGCGACGGCAUGGACACGUCGUCGUACAUGGACUAAGUGCUGCACUGUCACUGUGCUGAUCCAGGAUGCUGCACACAGCUCACACACUUUGCAGUCAUGUGAGGUGAAAGAAAGAGCUUUGAGCACAGAUCAUAGUUGGUGUCUGUGAUAGCCACUGCAAGAGGUGAUCACACAAUAUUUGAACACACAGGAAUCGAUCAUAUCAUAUUUGCCUGCUACAACAUCCCAGGGAACACUUGUGUUUGAGGAUAUUUAUUUUCAGUGUCAGUACUUUUUGAUCUCAUUGUAUGAUUUGUAAAUAGUCUGUUUAUAUUCCAAUAUUAGAACAGAAUAAACGUGAUUCCAGUC
This is a messenger RNA of Entelurus aequoreus (snake pipefish), 939 nucleotides long. RefSeq names its product ubiquitin like 4A (gene ubl4a). Bases 157 to 627 code for a protein of 156 amino acids. Gene Ontology annotation, biological process: post-translational protein targeting to endoplasmic reticulum membrane. The transcript has 4 exons. The record is from RefSeq and is a predicted model, not a curated record. Gene Ontology annotation, molecular function: protein binding. Lineage: Eukaryota; Metazoa; Chordata; Actinopteri; Syngnathiformes; Syngnathidae.